Molecule: messenger RNA, 3063 nt
Organism: Nylanderia fulva
Lineage: Eukaryota; Metazoa; Arthropoda; Insecta; Hymenoptera; Formicidae
Source: RefSeq, a predicted model, not a curated record
AUUUUAGAAACAACAACAGAGGGGAGAAGCCAGGUGGACCGCCGCGAAAUCUCAAAGUGGAUCCCAUCAGCUCGACCGAAUUCAACGUCACCUGGGAUCCGCCCGAUCAUGAUUUAUGGAACGGCGAGAUACUCGGUUAUCACGUCGGCUACAAGGAACACAGGUUGGGGGCGGAGCAGUACACGUACAAAACCGUGGAAAGACGGAUCUCGACGGCGAGCGUCGCUCUCGGUCUAGCAAGAACGUCCAUGCCCGGACGGCAGCAUCACUUGACGAACUUGAAGAAGUUCACGCGUUACAGUGUGGUCGUUCAAGCGUUCAACGCCCUCGGUCCCGGUCCUAUGACGCAGGAAGUUGUGGCGUCAACACUCGAAGAUGUCCCGAGCAGUCCUCCGCAAGACGUGCGUUGCACCGCGCUUUCGUCGACAUCCUUGCAAGUCUCCUGGGACUCUCCGCCUGACUCUAGUCUGAACGGGGUCUCGAGAGGUUACAAGGUCAUGUGGGAGAGCACAGACGCGCUGGCGGAGUCAACCAAACCAGAAAUGAAGAUCACCAACGCUCUGACGGUGAUGAUCCAUGGACUUGAGAAAUACAUGAACUAUUCGGUCCAGGUCCUGGCUUUCACCAGAGCGGGCGACGGUGUCGCCUCAUCGCCGCUGUAUUGUGUAACAGAGGAGGACUUGCCGGAAGCGCCGGCCAACAUCAAGGCUGUCGCCAGCUCGGCCUCGUCCGUCAUCGUCUCGUGGCAACCGCCCCAAAAGAGCAACGGCAAUCUUACCGCCUAUAAUGUGCAUAUUCGAGGAUUGGGACCGGAAAGUAAAUGGCACAGGAGAACCCUGCCACCGUAUCAAACCAAUUACCAAGCGGAGGAUCUGCACAAAAGGAGCCAGUACGAAUUCACCGUCGCGGCGGUCACCUCGGUCGGCGAAGGCUCCCAGACCUCGUCCGUCACAAUCUCACCCUCCAGUGAAGUUCGUGCCGCCAUAUAUUCAUUCGGUACCGUACUUGUUGUACCGUGGAAGCAAGACGUGAUGUUGCCCUGCGAAAGUGUGGGCAAGCCAUCUAUUAUCUGGAAGCAAUGGGGUCAAAUAGUCAAGCCAUCUGCCAGAGUGUCCCUCCAUAUCAAUGGAUCCUUGCAAAUUGUUGAUCUCCAUCGAGAGGACAGCGGAAAUUAUACUUGCUUCGUGGAGAAUCGCCACGGUUCUGAUCAGAUAACUCAUCGUUUAACCGUACAAGUUCCACCUGCGGUGCCACUAUUACACGCGACCAGUACUAGUAGCAAUUCCAUCAAUGUGCAGUGGAAGAAUGGCGACGACGGUGGCUCGCCGAUCCGCGGAUACAUUCUGCACUACAAACGCGAGUCGGGCGAGUGGGAGGAAUUCAAAGUAUCGCACAAAGUGAGCAGCUUCGUUUUAUCGCGGCUGUGGUGCGGCAACAAUUAUCAGAUGUACCUGACAGCGUACAAUCGUAUCGGCAUGGGUAGACCCAGCGAGAUCGUUAAGGCUACCACGAAGGGUUCGAAGCCGGACGAUUCGCCCGGUACUGGCGACAAAUUUGUCACAGUUAACGUCUCAUGGAUUACUCUGCACCUCAGUACGUGGAACGACGGAGGUUGUCCCAUAACGUUUUUCGAGCUCGAGUACAAGAAGAGCGGCGAGAAUAUAUGGACGCUAGUCUCGAAUAAUAUAGAGGUGCAAAAGACAUAUACUUUGAGUGAAUUACAACCAGGAAUCACUUAUGACAUCCGUAUAAGGGCUCACAACGAUGCCGGCUUGUCGGUGGCCGAGUACAAGAUAACGACAUUGCAACCGCAUAUUAGCACGACUAUGUCCGCCAUCGAGAUCGAUCAUUACAUCCCACAGCAGAACUAUUCGGAUCUGAAGCUCAUCGUGCCUCUGGUGUUAAGCUCGUUCGCGAUCAUCGCCGCGGCCGGCGCUGUCUUUUACUGCUUCCGCAAACGUCCUUUUAUGGGCGACAUCGGGAGUCUGCAUGACGCUCAAACCGCGGCCGCCUUAGACAAUAAACAGAACAUGGAACAGCGCGAGCAAUAUUACGCCACCGUACGUAAGCCGCUUCGUUCGCCGAUACACGAGAUGGCUACGUUAGAAAAAAUACCAGAAUAUUCGGAAGAUAUCUACCCGUACGCCACAUUCCAGCUGGAGGAAAGCGUUCCUGCAGGAGGCGACAGCCGCUGCAAUUCUGCCGCGCCUCUUCAAACCUUUGUCUAUCACGACCCUCGUCUCUCCACUGCCGAUACCCUUCAGUUACGAGAGUCGGAUUGCAACCGGUACACUAAGGUGCGCGGAGGCCGUUCGUCCUCUGCGCCGUUGCACAAAGCGCACAAGGUCAGUCAGGGCAAGUCCGAGUCGGAGGAGUACGACACGCUGGGCUCGGACAGCGACACGGAAGUCGGGACCAGCAGCCGAACCGAGUCUUCCAAUCACCUCGUCGAUUCGCACCACUCGGCAUCUGCGGCCGACUCGCGCGUCCACAACUUCCUGUACCAUGGACCAGAAUCUAGCACGUCUACAGAACCCUCACCGAUUUUUGAGAGAAAAUCGUUUCCUGGAAGGGGAAGACCCAAGAUGUUACAGCUGGCGCGUUAUACCGGCGAGGAGGCCCGUGCCAACUUCGGGUCAAUCGCCGGGUCUGGCCAUCCCAAGCACCAGUCGGGCAAUCCCUAUGCCAAUCGGGAGCAGGAACGUGACGGAUCAGGAAACCUGUUCGUCCCCCAGCUGGACCCCCCCUCGGGGUUCUCCGACGCGUUUGAGCUAAGCGAGGCCGAAUGCGACUUUGAUCGCGGCCACAACAGCCAACGAAACGUCCGUGACUUUGUAAUCGCGGUGUAAAUACGUAUAAAAGUCUCCGAUGAGAUAUACAAAUCUCCUGUCGUAAAGUAAAAAAAUGAUAAAAUGUGAAAGGAAAACUACGCGAAAUCUAUGUAAGCCGCGGUCCGUCGUUUCGUUAAUUUGUAUUGGCGCCUCGUGUCCGGCCCCGUCAGUCAUUUAAGUAACAAUCCUUUAGUUCUGCUCGAUGGGAACGCGUCGCUGAAUGACGUCUCUC